AUCAGCUGUUAUAUACCAGGCUCAGCUGUACACGGUCACCAUCUUCAAUCACAGAAGUAGUUUUUGUCAACAUACCGAUUUCUCAAAACUAUUUGUUGAAACAGUUUGCAAGACUUCACAACAAGGACUUCUCAACAAUAUCUACUGAAAAAGAUAUCUAUCAUGGAACUCACUAUAACACUGUUGAAUGGGAACUCACAUCGACUGACGGUUCAGCCACACACCACCGUGGGGUCUCUCAAGAGUCUGAUCAACCAACACUUUGGAGUGGCCAUAGAAAGGCAGAGGCUGUCAGGUGUCAAUGGGAACAACAUCAGUCUCAGCAAUGAUUCAAAAACUUUGAGUGACUAUGGCCUGCAUUCAGGAUCCAAAGUGAUGGUGCUGAUUACAGAACCCACUCAUAUCCAGGUGUUCCUGAAAAACGAAAAGGGCCAGACGCACACAUAUGAGGUGGUGUCAGGUGAGACUGUAACCCAGUUCAAAGCCAAGGUCCAAAACAAGGAGGGAGUCCCAGCCGACCAACAGAGGCUGAUUCACGAGGGCAAGCAGCUCGAUGAUGGCAAGAAACUGGAAGACUAUGGUGUCAGAAAUCUAAGCACUAUUCACCUGACGCUCCGUCUAAGGGGAGGCUGAAGACACCCAGUAUCGACCUGAAACCACCUGAAGCCCUUAACUUAUUAUGCAUUCCAUGUCUAUAGAGAAAAAGCUAUCUUGUCCAAAAAUUACCAGUGUUAAUGUUGUAGUCAGCUGUAAACUUUUAAAUUAAGCAUGGCUGAUAUUGGCUUUUGUUGAAAUAAUGUUAAUGACAUUGUAAUAAAGUAAUAACCAAGUA
This is a messenger RNA of Oncorhynchus gorbuscha (pink salmon), 832 nucleotides long. RefSeq names its product polyubiquitin-like. Gene Ontology annotation, molecular function: protein tag activity; ubiquitin protein ligase binding. The transcript is spliced from 2 exons. Lineage: Eukaryota; Metazoa; Chordata; Actinopteri; Salmoniformes; Salmonidae. Gene Ontology annotation, cellular component: cytoplasm; nucleus. The record is from RefSeq and is a predicted model, not a curated record. Gene Ontology annotation, biological process: protein ubiquitination; modification-dependent protein catabolic process. The coding region runs from base 163 to 633 and encodes 156 amino acids.